AUGACCAUGGUCGAGAAUUAUGGACCCACAUGGUCACGGUGUUGCGUUGGUGUGUUGCAGAAAGGCCAAGUGUCUACACCUUGGUCUCGUAGAAAGUGUCCGCGCCUGAGUGCCUUCAGACGCACUGUGCGCUGCCGUGGUGUAAGCAGGAAGGAUACUUCCUGUCCCGAGAAACCUCCCCAGCAUCUCCGUGAAUACACCUUCCGCAAAAUCAGUCCAGAGUCCGCGGAACUUUGCGGGGGAAGGGAAGGGAAGAAAGGAAGGAGUGGACGCCAAACUUUCCGUUGGACGGCGGUGUGGCUUGCGGAGGACCCUGGGCUAGAAGGUAUGGAAGCCAUCGCGGAACAUUUGUGUACAGUUGUGGAGACGGUACAGACGGCUAGAGUCGGUCAGGAUGAAAUGAGCAGUUUGAGACAGCAAGACGGCUUGAUGCCCUCGAUAGCUUCGGUCAUAGUAGGGCGUCGUACGAAGUCAGUUUGCCCAGCCCGUCCAUGGACACACCGGAUGGAUAGUGCCCGCCCACCAAAUGAAGCUACCGACAAGGGCCUAGGCUGCAAAGGGGCAAGAGACCUCGUGCAAGAUGAGGAUCAGAUGCAUCGACGUGGGCCGCGAGUGGGAUACGGAGUUGAGGCGGAUUACGCAAAACGCGCUAGUCCAAAGAUGGCUAGCCUAAGUGGAGCCAGCAAAAUCGCGUGUCGUCGCUAUGCAUGCAUGCCCUUCCACACAGACAUCAAGGCCUGUUAG
Molecule: messenger RNA, 744 nt
Organism: Bipolaris victoriae FI3
Lineage: Eukaryota; Fungi; Ascomycota; Dothideomycetes; Pleosporales; Pleosporaceae
Exons: 7
Coding region: 1-744 (247 amino acids)
Source: RefSeq, a predicted model, not a curated record